AUACGAGUACGCUAGUUUGACGGUAAGUUAAUUUUAAUUUUGUACAUGGUUUAAGUAACUUGAUAACAAUACCUACGUUUCAUAUAAAAUAUCAUAGAAAUGUUACAAAAGUGUUUGGUAUCCAGUGGCUGGGCCAGGCCCGCUGGGCUGCCCUAUGUAAUAAACACAACACAUGAGAUUUUUUGUUCUCGGCGCCUUCUAGAAACGUGGGGCCUGCGCUGCCCUUCGCAGCCUGCCCCCCCGGGCCAUGGCCCCCUUGGCCCUAGGAUAAAUACGUCCCUAUUUGUAUCCAAUAGGAACCUACCUACUCAUUGUUUACUUAUAAAGAAAUUAAUUAUGCUCUAAACCUUAAUUACAAAAUUAGUCUUUAAAAAAGCAUUCGGACCGUUCAGCCUUAAGAGGAAACUAUUAGGCUUAGAGAUGAGAUCGGCUCUUCACGAUGUUUUUAUUCUUAACAGAGCUGCUUACUGUUAGGUAGGUCAGGACCUACUCAAUUAGAUAGCCUACCUUACCUACCUAAAAACCUCUAAGAAGCAUGACAAACUAACUAGUCUCUUUUUAACUAGCAUUCUAAUUAAUAAAUAUGAAACCAGGGAUGCUAAGCGGCGGACGGGCGAGGGUGCCAAAAUGUGCCCGGUGCCGCAACCACGGGCUCAUAUCCAGCCUUCGAGGACACAAGAAGGCUUGCCGCUACCGCACCUGCCAGUGCCCGAAGUGCGGACUCAUCAAGGAGCGGCAGCGUAUCAUGGCGGCUCAGGUAGCCUUAAAGAGGCAGCAGGCAGCGGAAGACAAAAUAGCCCUGCAUCUGGCCUCCGUUGAAAGCGGGACUGCGCUGGAGGCGCUGCCCCCUGGCCGCAUAUACGGCAUGAGGGUCACCGGGCCAUGUCCAAGCCCUGACCAGCCCGAUUCAGCGGCCGAUGACCACACGCCUAUACACAUCGACAGCGAGACGAGCGAUUCUCUGCCCGACUGCUGCGCGGCUUCUCCGGAUUCCUGCGGCAACACCUCAACCUCUCCGAGGCCACGUGUUAGUGGCAGCGAAGAAGCCGAGGCAGAAGCUUCCGUGAGCACAGCAGGUCUCGAGAUGCUGAGCAAGUUGUUCCCGGGCAAGAAGCGCUCAGUGCUGGAGCUAGUUCUACGUCGGUGCAAUCACGAUCUGCUGCGUGCUGUUGAGCAUUGCAAUGUGCAACAUGCCCAAACCGACAAAACAUUACUGGCCAGCGCCGGUGCAAGCACCAGCUACGAUUCCGUAUCGAGCUCCGAAGAGCGCUGGUCAGCUUUUAGACCAGUCGGGCCGCGGCCAUUGCUACAGCAACUACCUGCGUUAGUCAUGGGCCGGGUCUGUGGUUCAGAGUGGUUGGUGCCCCUGCCUGCGCUGCCGGCGCUGUCUGGACCUCUGCUACUGCCAUUGCAGCAUCAACCUCCGGUGUGCAACCCCUGCACGCCUGACUGUAGGCAAUGUAAUCGACACUAAAUUGGAUAAGUUGUAAAGAGGAAGCUAAUUGUCUGUAUUUAUCGGGAACCGACUGUUUUCCGGCCUGUCGGACCACGGCCAUUGCUGCAACCACUAGUACCUGCGCUAGUCAUGGGUUGAGUGACUCGAGUGUGCUGCUAUGAGGUAGUGUUACCUACCUCUGCCUGCGCUGCCGGCGCUGUCCGGACCCUUACUGCUGCCGUUUGCGUUUGCCUGUUUGCAACCCCUGCCACCAGCCUGCCACAGAAUAAAUUAUAGUACUCCUGCGGCAAUGUUAUUUAAUCGACAUUAAAUUUGAUAAAUUUUAAGUACUUAAUUGAAUUCAAAUUUAAUUUUAAUUAUUAAGAUAAGAUAAUUAUUAAGGUUAUAUAUUUAGGCUUAUUGAUUAUUUUUAAUGCCAAAGAAAAUUGCCAAAUAUUAGUUAUGUAUGUACUAUA
Messenger RNA from Cydia pomonella (codling moth), 1911 nucleotides. Its product is annotated as doublesex- and mab-3-related transcription factor dmd-4-like. The transcript is spliced from 5 exons. The record is from RefSeq and is a predicted model, not a curated record. NCBI's taxonomy places the organism in Eukaryota, Metazoa, Arthropoda, Insecta, Lepidoptera, Tortricidae. Gene Ontology annotation, molecular function: DNA-binding transcription factor activity, RNA polymerase II-specific; protein binding; RNA polymerase II cis-regulatory region sequence-specific DNA binding. Gene Ontology annotation, cellular component: nucleus. Gene Ontology annotation, biological process: regulation of transcription by RNA polymerase II; sex differentiation. Bases 584 to 1474 code for a protein of 296 amino acids.